Molecule: messenger RNA, 279 nt
Organism: Thlaspi arvense
Lineage: Eukaryota; Viridiplantae; Streptophyta; Magnoliopsida; Brassicales; Brassicaceae
Source: the annotation of a GenBank genome assembly
UUUGAUUGGACACCUCCACCUACUCAAGCGGCCGAUCCAUCGCAUUUGGUUUCUUCUCGCAUUUAGUAAGUUAUGAUCUCUCUUUUGCUUCAGAUCAAUAUUCGCCGGGAUGGAGAAGAAAGAAGGUUUCAUGUGAGUAGGAACGUCACGGCAAUUGUGAGACGGCUAAGUGAGCUUUGCGCUCAACUGUUGUUGAAUAAUUAUCGAAGUGUGGAGGGAGCGUUGCUUCAUAUUUAUUCUCCAAACGCUUUUGAUGAAGAACUAACUAUUAACGCCCAG